AUGCAUUCGACUAAGACUACAUCGUUUACUACGACAUUCAAGCACGGAAAGAACAACCUCCACCAGUUGGCAAAAGCCAUCCAGCCAUGGGGCCAGUCCAAGAAAGAGCGUGCGAGAGCCGCAGCCAGCGCAGCCAUAAUGGAAUUUCACGAGCGGCCGCCAUGGAGCCGGUUCACAUUUCCAGAAGCUGGAAUUGAAGAUGACAAGAAGUCCUGGUACAAAGGAGAUGAGAAGAAGUUUAUGACUCGUGGAGAAAUCCUCAGUGAUACUGACGCUGAUGGCAAUCAGCAGUCAUGGUAUGAAGGAGAUGAGAAGUUCUUCGACACUAAGGAUAGUGACGAGGAAAAGGACUGGGAUGAUAAUGCAUCCUGGCAUACAGGAGAUGACAGGGAGCUCAAGGUUCCUGUGAAAAUUGAAAGGACUGACAUUAAUGAAAUCUACCAAGAGGUGAUUCGUCAACACGAACUUGAUGUGAAACAGUGGGAUGCGGAAGUUGACGGAGUGCUUGAGCUUAUCUAUGGAUCAUGUUGUGUGUGA
This is a messenger RNA of Aspergillus chevalieri, 537 nucleotides long. RefSeq lists its product as uncharacterized. Bases 1 to 537 code for a protein of 178 amino acids. The record is from RefSeq and is a predicted model, not a curated record. NCBI's taxonomy places the organism in Eukaryota, Fungi, Ascomycota, Eurotiomycetes, Eurotiales, Aspergillaceae. The transcript has a single exon.